Molecule: messenger RNA, 228 nt
Organism: Brugia pahangi
Lineage: Eukaryota; Metazoa; Nematoda; Chromadorea; Rhabditida; Onchocercidae
Source: the annotation of a GenBank genome assembly
AUGAAAGUUGAACAGAUCCAUUCAAAUACAAAACGUCCACCGUCAACGUUGUCUUCCUCCUGUAGACUUACAGUGAAAGGGAUGUAUCGGCAGAACUUAGGAUCAAAAUCCAAGGCACUUCCAGAGUCCUUUGCACAAUCACAAACUUUGUUGCCUUGUCGAGAAAUAAACAUGAUGUUAUCACCAAUGAAUUACUCCGCGAACUCUUUUAUGGGUGUGAAAGUUUGA